AGUAUAUAUAUAUAUAUUAUCAAUUUAAAAAUCAUUAAAAUAAAUUAUUUUAUUUUUAUGAAAUAUUUAAUAAUUAGCUAAAUAUUAAUUUUUAAUAUAUGAUAAACUUUUUUAAAUAAUUUUCUGCACUAUCUAUUACUGAAUUAAUUUUUUUCUUAAACUCACAUAUUAUGAAUACAUUAUUUAUUAACCGUCUAUAGAUAUUUUACUUGAUUAAAAUUUAACAAUAUGAAUUUUUGUAAUUUAAAAAAAAUACUUUAAGGAUUAUAUUAUACAUUUUUUAGAACAAACAUAACUAUUAUCAUUAUUAUAGAUUAGCUCUUCCCAACACCAAUUUGUUUUGAGAUGUUUUGAAAAAAAAAAGAAUCUAACACCUUCCAAAAUUUUACACUCAGAAACUUCUACAGGGAUAACACAUAAAAGAAAAAGAGGGCGUCCUAACUAAUUGCUAACGAUUGCUUCGUUGCAAGCCCUAAUCACCUAUCAGAACACUCAUGAAAAUCGAUGAGCAAUGACAUACUUCACAAGAGACAGAGGAUCUUAGGUCACACAAAUCUGGAACUGGAUGAUGAGACCCUUGAGCAAUACACGUUAAUCGAAGUGGAAAAUUUGAUGCGCUUGCAUGACCGCUCAUUAAGUGAUAUUAAAGAGAUGCCAAAGAUAAGAUCUGUUUUGCUAAAAGAAUUGGGGAACAGUUUGUGGAACCAAGAAAUGGAUUACGAUGUUGCCGAAGAAACACUAAGACAUGAGAGGCAAUACAACUUACUCAAUGCCGAGCAGCGUGCGAUUUACAAAUCAGUCUUGGACUCUGUUGAAAAAAGGAUGAAAAAUUAUUCUUUGUAUAUGGCGCAUGUUGUACAGGAAAAACAUUCCUAUACCAAACCAUUAUAUCCAGACUUCGCUCGAGAAAACAAAUCGUUCUCCCGGUUGCUUCUUUAGGAAUAGCCGCAAUGCUACUACCAAACAGGAGAACAGCUCAUUCUCGCUUUAAUAUUCCUUUGAAGCUCGACAAAGAUAAAUUCUGCAACAUCAAACCAGGAACAAUGCUGGCUGAACUAAUUGAAAAAACGGACCUCAUAAUCUGGGAUGAGACACCUAUGACACACAAGCAUGCUUUCGAAGCACUAGACAAAACUUUGAAGGACAUAAUGUCUAUGAAAAUUUCACCCGCAAAGGAUCAAACUUUUGGCGGCAAAACAGUUUUGUUAGGUGGUGAUUUUAGACAGAUCCUACCAGUAAUUCCACAAGGCAGUAGAGCUGAUACUGUCCUAGCUUCGAUAAGUCAUUCAUAUCUAUGGAAUAGCUGCCACAAUUUUUCUUUAAAAACAAAUGUGCGAGUCAGUCAGGACGAGAAAGAGUUCUCUGAGUGGCUUCUCAAAGUCGGAGAAGGUCGUCCAGAAUUAGGACAAGAAGAUGAGGAUGAUGCCUACCAUGACCAAAUGAUAAUCGUCGACAAUUCAUUGGUCCAAGAGACUAAGGAUGAGUCAUUAAAACAAGUUCUCGAUGCUGCGUUUGGUGAUGUCAACAAAAUAAAGGCCUCCCAAAGUUCCUACACUGAUAAAGCUAUACUUACACCAAGAAAUGAUACAAUCGAUGAAAUAAAUGCAUAUACAAUCUCCAAAACCGACAGGAGUCAAGAGACUACUACAGUUAUGAUAGCUUUGAGGUUUCGGAAACUCAAUCUAAUCAAAAUGAUAGUUUAUACGCGAUUGAGUAUCUCAAUUCCAUGGAGUUUCCAGGAUUGCCUUCUCAUAAACUCACUCUCAAAGUUGGGGCCCCGAUUAUGCUUCUGCGAAACAUAA
This is a messenger RNA of Brassica napus (rape), 1802 nucleotides long. RefSeq lists its product as uncharacterized. The record is from RefSeq and is a predicted model, not a curated record. Lineage: Eukaryota; Viridiplantae; Streptophyta; Magnoliopsida; Brassicales; Brassicaceae. Gene Ontology annotation, biological process: telomere maintenance; DNA repair. Bases 951 to 1802 code for a protein of 283 amino acids. Gene Ontology annotation, molecular function: DNA helicase activity. The transcript has a single exon.